Molecule: messenger RNA, 1537 nt
Organism: Nicotiana tabacum (common tobacco)
Lineage: Eukaryota; Viridiplantae; Streptophyta; Magnoliopsida; Solanales; Solanaceae
Biological process (GO): transmembrane transport
Molecular function (GO): transmembrane transporter activity
Source: RefSeq, a predicted model, not a curated record
UAUAACAAAUUAGUCAUGACAAUUUUCCUUUUUUUUGGUCAUGUGCAGAUAAUAGGAUUGGGAUCACUAAUUAUAAUGCCAGUGUUGGGGAAUCUGUCGGACACGUAUGGGAGAAAAGUCAUGCUGAUGGUUCCUUUGACCCUUUCCAUAUUUCCUCUAGUGAUAUUGGCAUACAGCAGGACAAAAUACUUCUUCUAUGCUUACUACGUCCUAAGAACUCUCGUUGCUAUGGUUUGCGAAGGAAAUGUACACUGCCUCGCUCUUGCCUAUGUGGCUGAUGUAGUUCCAGAGAGCCGCCGUGCCUCUGUCUUUGGAGUCCUCUCUGGGAUUGCUUCCUCUGCUUUUGUCUGUGGAAACCUCUCUACUCGCUUCCUCUCCACUGCUUCCACUUUCCAGGUUGCUGCAACAGUGGCAGUGAUAGCUCUGGUAUACACAAGGAUGUUUCUCCCAGAACCUUUGAUAAAGGACCAUAUUUCUGCUAAAGGAACAGAUACAAUUUGUCUUUUGCAAAAAGCUCCAAAGAAAAACAUCCAAUUAUUGAAGACAUUGCCUUCUUUCAACGAUGUAAUCUGUUUGUUAAGAAAUAGCUCAACACUCUUACAUGCAGCUAUUGUUUCAUUCUUUGUUUAUGUUGCACAAGUUGGCCUUGAGUCCUCUCUUCUUUAUUUCUUGAAGGCUCAGUUUCACUUCAACAAAGACCAAUUUGCUGAUUUGCUGAUAAUUUCUGGGAUUGCAGGAUCCAUAUCACAGCUACUGCUCAUGCCCACAUUAGUUCCUGCUCUUGGUGAGGAGAAGCUGCUCUCUGUUGGGCUCUUUUUCAGUUGUGUUCAUAUGCUACUUUAUAGCAUUGCUUGGUCCUCAUGGGUCCCUUACGCUAGCGCUUUGAUCUCUAUUAUGUCUAUUUUUGCAAUGCCAUGUUUGAAGAGCAUGGCCUCCAAGCAAGUUGGGCCAAAUGAGCAGGGAAAGGUUCAAGGAUGCAUCACAGGCAUAUGUUCCUUUGCAAGCGUAGUUUCCCCAUUUAUUUUUAGUCCUUUAACAGCUUUAUUUCUAUCAGAACGUGCACCCUUUCAUUUCCCAGGAUUUGGUCUAGCCUGUGCUGCCUUUGCUUUAUUGCUAGCUUUCGUUGAGAGCUUCAUGAUAAGAUCACCUCAUCCGAUAACCAAUUGCAGUCUAAGCAAUUCAGAUUCAGCAGAACCGUAGUCUUGCAAUUGGAGUGUAAUGGCUCUAAACCGUAAGGCCAUUUCUUUAUAGUUCAAUCUAUUCAACUUCAUCGACAGUGUAUUAUGGCAUACUAGAGGCAGCCUGAAAUUCUACAUGUAGCAAAUGUGUUGUCAAUCUCAAUAUCAUUAGCUUUGGCUUCUGCUUGUAACUAUAGACUAUAGAGAAGUGUUGUUUGUCAAUAGUGUUAUUUUCCAUCUUAGAUGACUCCGUAAAUGAUUGCUCAGAGGAAAUUAAAAUAUGUACAUAUGUAUGAUAAUGAACGUAUACUAGGAAGAUUUCCUUUCUUUUUAAUUCAAUUCCCCUGCUGUUAUUUAUU